Molecule: messenger RNA, 2982 nt
Organism: Acipenser ruthenus (sterlet)
Lineage: Eukaryota; Metazoa; Chordata; Actinopteri; Acipenseriformes; Acipenseridae
Product: leucine-rich repeat flightless-interacting protein 2-like
Exons: 6
Coding region: 1002-1535 (177 amino acids)
Biological process (GO): regulation of transcription by RNA polymerase II
Molecular function (GO): RNA polymerase II cis-regulatory region sequence-specific DNA binding; DNA-binding transcription factor activity, RNA polymerase II-specific
Source: RefSeq, a predicted model, not a curated record
UAUUUGAACAACUUGCUGAUUAUGUUUGCAAAGAUUUCAUCAUCAUCAUUAUUAACCUAGCUAAAGGAGAGCUGAAGAGCGCUAACUGAUAGUAUACAGUACAUUACCCAGCAUGUCUACAGGAUUCUUGUUGAUGCACAGUGAUUUACAUAACCAGUAUAUUAUGCAAAACAAUUAGGAUUUUAAUAAAACCGGGCAUACAGUUUGACUGAAUUAGAAACAUUAUACCCAAAUACAGUAGGAUGUUGAUUAUCUGGAUAACUGUAGACUUGCUGGGUAGUUUUUUAUUUUAUUUUAACAACUAAGGUUGUUUUUAUUAUAGUUUGUGUACUAUUUGAAAUACAAAUAGGUCAAAAUGCUAUUUAAAUAGUUCUCAAUAAUUCUGAAUGGAUCUGCAGAGUUCUGUUACUUUACCAUGUAGCAAGUGGAGUCGCCAGAGUUAAGGGUCACAUUAUCACAUGAUUUCCCAAGUCCAGGAAGCAAAAGCAAGAUGGCAGCCAGUUUAAGCAAUAGUAGAGCAACAGAGAAGAAAAUAAAUAAAGGGAUUUGUUGCUACACUUUUAAACACAGUUUAUCAAUACAGAAAUGUGUCCAGUCCUGCAGUAUGGGAUACCACUUCAGGCUGGAUUGCAAAUGUAUGUCAAAAUAAUUACGCUAGCAAGUGAAACUAAUUAGUGUUUGAAAAUGUGUUGUUUUUUUGGAAAAUCCAGAACUCACAAAGACUUGAAAGGAAUGCAUUUUGAAUGUACAAACACAAAAAGACAGCAAAUUGGAAUUUAGUGCGAAACACUGAAAAGCAUUAGCUCUCCAGUAAAUUCUGUGCAGUUCCAUGCAGGUAACUAGCAUGCUAAUGCUUUAUAAAUAAGUGUGGUUAACUCAUGCACAAGGUGUGUUGUAAUUGCAAUGUUAUUAACAUGCACAUGAGAUUUUGUGUUCCAGCUUUGUCUCGAUCCUAGUGUAUUUGCAUGCUAACCAAGUAGAAGAUAUUAAAGGUCAUUUGCAUGCGGCAGGCAGACGAUGAACUAAACUCCCUCCAUGCCUCCUCCUCCUCCUCCUCUUUCUCUCCCUAUGAGAUUCGACUCAGAAAAUUGGUUGAUGAAAGAGAGAGCUUGUUGGAGCAGAUCAGGAAGUUGAAAGCCCAGUUGGACGACAAGAAGAAAAAUGUCAAUGUGGAAAGCGUGGUCUCUGAAGAGGAGGUGCUGGAGAACGGCACGGACGUGCACGUGAUGGAUCUACAGAGAGAUUCUAACAGGCAAAUUAGUGACCUCAAAUUUAAACUAGUAAAAUCAGAACAAGAAGUAACAACUUUGGAACAAAACGUAAUACGAUUGGAAGGUCAGGUUACUCGCUACAAAAGUGCUUCAGAAAACGCUGAGAAGGUGGAAGAUGAUCUCAAAGCUGAAAAGCGCAAGCUGCAAAGAGAGCUUCGUACUGCACUGGAUAAAAUCGACGAGCUGGAAGUAGGGAACAGCCACCUAGUGAAGCGCCUGGAGAAAAUGAAGGCAAACAGAAGCGCCCUGAUGUCCCAGCAAUAAUCACACAAAAUGUACACAAAAAAAAAAUCACAGGCCGACGGCUGAUUGAAUAUCACACAGGACGUUCAUUUUUGCUUCACUGUACCAUGCACUAUAAAAAAAAAAAAAGCAAAAAAAAAAUGUAUAAUACAAUUGCACAGAUAUGAUACAUGCCCAAUGUGCCACUUCAUAUCCUGGUCUUCUGGGAAUUGGCUACCAAGCAACACCCCCAACACUACCACGAGGUAUCCAGGGUGGCAGAUGAACUUUGUGCCUAGCUUCGUUUAUCGCUUUACAAUAAUAGAUGGGUCUUGACUGACCGUUGCAGCCAGUUGUCCCAGUCCGAAUGAUUGGGGAUUUGGAAGCGUCUUGAGCCCUUGUUCAGUGUUGUCACUGGACAACACAUGAUAUAAAGAUCCAUUAUCUGGAAAUGAAAAGCGCUGUCUCAACGCUAAGGAACAUUCUGCAUGGAAGUCUUGAUCCUGUUCUCCUCUGGAACCUCCUGUCUGCGUGCCCACACUGGUUCUGGAGCCGUCCAUUUGCACGCUGCUUGUUUGAAACACCACUGUAACUAAUACAUACGUGUCAUUCACUUAUAUAAAGCUUGGUGCAGGAAGCUUGGCAUUUUCUUCUUGUUGCUCUGUUUUAAGCAGACAAUUGUGUCAGUGUUUGGAGACUAAGGGAAUUAAAUGCAGCAUUAACCUGCAUCCUAUUUUUUUUUUUUGGUUUUGUUUUCUUCUCCCAUUUGAAUGUAAGGUAUCAGAAAUGCUGUCACAGUUAUACCUCCUUUUCAAGCCAAAAUCAGCAUUACCUUUUUCCUCCUCUGGAGUUACUUUGUUUCUUGUGUUAAAGCUGGUUCUAGCUCCUGUAACCAAUGGUAUCCCUUGAUGUAGGUGAACCAUGGAACCUGCAUAUGGCCUUAGCGUAGCAUGAGCUAAUUUACAAGCAAUAUUAUUCUUGUUUAUUUUUUACAGAACAUACUGUAAACAACCAUCACCGUGGAAAAUAUCACAUUUGUGAUUCACCAGCUUUUAUUGUCACAACUUUCUUUAACAAAAGUAAACAACUGCAGUAAUAUGACUUAGUUGUAUGCAUUAUUAUUAUUUUUUUGUUGUAUUUGUACUAGAAAUACAGCAUAAGUGAGCAUAAUUAGAUUGUAGAAAUAUUGGACAGCAAACAUCGAAAGUAAUUUUAUGCCACUGAGUGUAAAGCAUUUUAAAUAUCUCACACGCCAGGAAUACAAAAACAACUGUACUAUAUGAAAAAUGACUUGGCCAUAGUCAGUGUGUGUAAUAUAUAUAUAGCGUGGCCUGCAGGAAUACUGUCCGACUUCCUCCCAACUCCGGGGUUUGUUAUCUUCAGCUCUGGAAGAUGCAUUGAAAUAGUGUUUACAAAGCUUUAAACAUCUUCAAAAUGUAUAUUCAUUGUGCAAUAUUUUAAGUGUCUAUUAAAGGAUUCAAACUUUAAA